AUGGGUGCUUCUCCUCAGCUAGUAUUAGAUAAUGAUGAUUAUAAGGGGCUUGGCGGGGAUAGGGAUACUUAUUCGAAUGAAAGGUUGAUGGAUGUUUUGGUUAUAUUUUGGGUUUUGGGGUUUUUGAUGUUGGGGUUUGGGGGGGGGGGGGGUCGUUGA
This is a messenger RNA of Sclerotinia sclerotiorum 1980 UF-70, 159 nucleotides long. RefSeq lists its product with no specific name. The transcript has a single exon. The coding region runs from base 1 to 159 and encodes 52 amino acids. NCBI's taxonomy places the organism in Eukaryota, Fungi, Ascomycota, Leotiomycetes, Helotiales, Sclerotiniaceae. The record is from RefSeq and is a predicted model, not a curated record.